UCUAUCUAUCUAAGUCUUUAGUUUCUUAGUCUUUGACUUUUGCGAAUGUGUGUGACUGAUUAUUUACAAAAUAUUUUGCAGUGAUAAGAAUUAUUACCAGUUUUUCUUAUCAUUCGUGAUAUUGAUAAACGUUAUAUCUAACUGUUAUACUGUGUGCUUGGUUCAGAAAUGGUUUUGUUACGAGUUGGAAUCAUAAAAAACCUUAUAACUUCGUCUCAAUACAGACAAAUGCAUCUACUGAAGAAUUUAGCUUACGUGAAUGGAGAAUGGGCAAAGGCCGGUAGUAACGUAGUGUAUUCUAUAAAAAAUCCAGCGGAUGACAGUGUGAUAGCUGAAGUACCGGAUAUGGAUGCAUCGGAUGCAAAAUGUGCUAUAGAUGCUGCGGCGAAUGCUUUCGUAACUUGGCGGUGGACUACUGCUAAGGAACGUUCGCGCAUUCUAAGAAAAUGGUAUGACUUGUGUGAACAAAAUACCGAAGAAUUAGCGAAGUUAGUCACAGCCGAAUCUGGGAAACCUUUAGCUGAAUCAAGAGGUGAAAUUGCUUAUGGAAAUUCUUUCCUCGAAUGGUAUGCUGAUACCGCUCGUCACAUUAAUGGAGAAAUAAUACCCAGUCCAUGGCCCAACAAGCAUAUUUUGAUGACCCGUCAACCUAUUGGAGUGGUUUCUGUGAUAACACCAUGGAAUUUUCCAUUUGCUAUGAUAACGAGAAAAGUAGGUGCAUUGAUGGCAGCCGGAUGCACUUGUGUUGUGAAACCAUCAGAAGACACCCCAUUGACUGCCCUGGCUGCUGCUGAACUAGCUGAACAAGCUGGAGUGCCCAAAGGAAUUUUUAAUGUCAUUACAACAAGCAGAAAGAAUGCUGCAUCAGUGGGUAAAGUCCUAUGUGAAGAUCAUGCUGUAGGUUGCAUAUCAUUUACUGGUUCUACACAGGUGGGGAAGAUAUUAUAUGGCUUAGCUGCUAAUGGAAUUAAGAAAGUAGCAUUGGAAUUAGGUGGAAAUGCACCUUUCAUUGUUUUUCCAAGUGCUGAUAUUGAGCAUGCACUAGAUCAAGCUAUGUUGGCUAAAUUCAGAAAUAAUGGUCAAGCUUGUGUAGGAGCAAAUAGAUUUUUAAUACAUGAAGAUGUGUAUGACAAAUUUGUGAAGGGUAUGAAAGAUAGAAUUAGUGACAGAUGUGUACUGGGCCCUGGUACAAAAGAGGGUGUAACCUGUGGCCCUCUGAUAAAUUUAAACCAAGUUAAAAAUGUGUCUAAGUUAGUUGAUGAAGCUAUUUCACAGGGAGCCAAAGCACUGAUUGGAGGGAAAGUAAGAAAAGAACUUGGUGACAAAUUUUAUGAGUCAACAUUAUUGGUAAAUGUGAAACCAAGUAUGUCAGUUUUUACUAAUGAGGUUUUUGGUCCUGUUGUGUCUUGUGUCAAAUUCAGUACUGAAGAAGAAGUUUUGAAAAUUGCUAAUAGUACCCGCAGUGGUUUGGCUUCCUAUGUGUUCACUAAAGAUCUUGGGCAAGCCUUUAGAAUGUCUACCAAAUUGGAAUUUGGAAUGGUUGGAAUCAAUGAUGGGUUAUUAUCAGCUGCGGAACCAGCAUUUGGAGGAAUUAAAGAAUCUGGAAUUGGUAGAGAGGGCAGCAAACAUGGGGCAGAAGAAUACACUGAAUUGAAAUACACUCUCAUGUCUGGUUUGGACAAAUAAAAGUCACUAUAUUUAGGUUUUGCCUAAUUUUGUUGCCAUAUUAAUUUAAGUAUUUAACCAAUUUAUUUGUACUCAGUAAAUUUAUUCAUUAUUUAACUUUUAAUACUAUACAAAUAAAAUGAUGUUAAUUAAAGUUAUACAGAAAUCUGGGAACAUAAAGUAAGCAUGCAUGAAUGAAAGUGCGUAAUGAAGUAGUGUGAUUGUCAGUUCUGUAGCAACAUUCAGUAACACAGCUUUAGCUGAAUACCAUUCCAGUCUUCCAUUAUAUUGUGAUGUGUGUCAUAGCGCUAAGAUUAGUUAUAAGGUUGCUAAACUAUUGUUUAGAAAUAUAAUUUUAACAAUUACCUGUAAUGUAUACAUAAAAAAUGUGCAAUUAAGAUUCCUUUCAAUAAUAUUAUUCAUUGUUAUUAUUUAAUUUGAGUUUUAAAUAUACACUUUUGUUAUCA
Messenger RNA from Amyelois transitella, 2132 nucleotides. RefSeq names its product glutarate-semialdehyde dehydrogenase (gene Ssadh). The transcript has a single exon. The coding region runs from base 169 to 1686 and encodes 505 amino acids. The record is from RefSeq and is a predicted model, not a curated record. Gene Ontology annotation, molecular function: succinate-semialdehyde dehydrogenase (NAD+) activity. Lineage: Eukaryota; Metazoa; Arthropoda; Insecta; Lepidoptera; Pyralidae.